CAGGGAGAGUAGCAGACACCGAGGGGAGGCGUCACACGUCAGUGGGCGGGGUUAUGCAGAUCAGCAAUGUCUGGCGACAACACAGAGCAGCCGGCUGAGCCCAAGGAAGCGGGCGGAGAGAAUUCUCUGUGUGGGAGCAGAAUUCGGUGUGGAGAGUUGGUGCUUCGACCCACUGUCUCCCUGGUUACUGUCGGACGGGGCUCCCAGAGGCUAACGCAGCCCCAGGCCCAGGGCCCCACGUCAGUGUUCACCCUGGAGGAGAUGGAGGCCCUGCUGCUGCUGGCCCUCUCCAUCCUGACCGGUGCCGGCUGCCAGGACUGGGGGGUGACCCUGCCCGCGGACCCUCUAGCCGGAUGGAGCGGCUCAUGCGUGACGAUCCCUUGCUCUUACACCUACCCCGAGGGGCAGCUCGUCAAAGCCGUGACCUGGAGCCGGGACAACGAGAGAAUUGUGCAGCUCACGACAGCAGCGGGGCAGGGCUAUGACAAGGUCGAGCGCGCCCAGUUCCUGGGUGACCUGCACCACGACUGCACCCUGCGCCUCAACCCGCUGGCGCUCGGCGAUGGGGGCACCUACUCCUUUGAGUUCCAGACCGAGAGCCAAAGCUGGAGAAGCCCCCGAGCCGUGUGCCUCACGGUGUCAGAACAUCCCUGCAGGGUCAAACAUAGCAUUGAUAUGAUCCCCGGACCCCUGAACCUCAACUUGAUCUGCUCCAUCUCCGAGCGCUGCGCCUCCUCCGGCCUGCAUUGGUACGACGGAGCCGGCGCGCGGAUCCUGGAGGAAACUGAAGCUGGCAAAAGCAAUAGCGAGCUGAGCAUGCACAUCAUCUGGCAGCACCGGGGGGCGGCGCUGGAGUGCCGGGUGCAGGGCUACCGGAAUAGGUGCCUCCCCAAAAGGUCCCAGCCUCCAGCCACAGCCCCCCCUGUGGUGCAUGUGGUGGCCACCCCAGGCCCUCAUCGCAGCACGGGGGAACCCCUGUCCCUGACGUGCCGGCUGGACACCAGCGCCUAUAGCGGAUUGGACUUCUCCUGGUACAAGAAUGGCGAGCGGCUGGGGUGGACACAGGCAGAACUGGCUUUCCUGAGCGUCCAGGUGGCUGAUGGGGGAAAGUAUCAGUGUGAGGUGCACAACACCCUAGGGAAAUCCACCUCCCUGCCACUCUCCAUCACUGUUGUGUGUAAGUACUGGGUGCAUUUGACUCCACAUUACACAUUACAUAGCCAGGGAAUGGCUUAGAGUCCCCCAUGCACCAUGGCUGAACCCCGCACAGUCCUUAUGCAAGGCCAACCAAAAUAAACGAGCUCCCAGCUCGUGCUCCAGCUGGGUCCGCUUUGUUGACCAGGCUCCAGUAUCUCUGUCCACAGAGGCAUCUAGCAGCCGAAUGACAUUGCAAAUCAACCUGUCACAGGCCGAGAAACACCCGUUCAAAUAACGUACACUUAGUUGAAAUUUAAUAUUUUUUAAUCAUCAGGAAAAAUAUCUGGUUUGCCCCCCUCAAAAUUAGCUCUUUGCCGGACUUUUCAUUACAUUUUUCACCUCCAUUUUUACCUACAGUGUUUUCAAAGAGCAAUUCAGGGGCGGUGGGUGAAUGAGCUGUUGGGGGAGCCUAGCCCCCGGCCCCUCCCUCGCUGCCCGAGAACACCCCCUCCCCUUCUGCCUCCCCUUCCCUGCUGGAGCCUGGAGCCCGGAGCCCGGAGCCCAGAGCCCAGGUGGGUGUGUUCCUGCUGCCCCCUGCUGGAGGAGCUGAGCCCUGCUCUGUUUCUGUGUGUGUCCCUGCCCGCCACCUGUGGCCGCCGGCUCCCCCCAUACACCUCCAGUCCCAGAGUGCCCCCAACUCCGGCACCGGGCAGCAUUGCAUGGCCCCACCCCCAGCGGCCCCA
This is a messenger RNA of Chrysemys picta bellii (western painted turtle), 1880 nucleotides long. Lineage: Eukaryota; Metazoa; Chordata; Testudines; Emydidae. The record is from RefSeq and is a predicted model, not a curated record.